UCCCAAAACUAUAAUCACCUUUGAGGGGAACCAAGUGGCCAGUGCCCUGCAGAACAACAUGCCCAAGUUUUAUUGUGACUACUGUGAUACAUACCUCACCCAUGACUCUCCAUCUGUGAGAAAGACACACUGCAGUAGUAGAAAACACAAAGAGAAUGUGAAAGGCUACUCUCAGAAAUGGAUGGAAGAGCAGGAUCAAAGGGUAAGUGACAAAACAACCUCAGCAUUUCAGCAAGGAGAGAUACCUCCUACUCCGUUCUCUGCUCUUCCUCCUUCAGGGGCAAUGAUUCCACCUCCCCCCAGUAUUCGUGGUCCUUCUUGUCCUGGUAUGAUGCCAGCACUCUAUAUGGGGGGCCCUCCCAUGAUGCCAAUGAUGGGUCCUCCUCCUCCUGGGAUGAUGCCAGUGAGACCUGCUCCUGGAAUGAUGCCACCUAUGGGAGGGCACAUGCCCACGAUGCCUGGGCCCCCACUGAUGAGACCUCCUGCCUGUCCCAUGAUGGUACCCACUCGGCCAGUAAUGACUCGACCAGAAAGAUAAGGAGAGAGGGGAGACACUUUUUAUCAGUUUUAUAUUACUUGUUCUACUUCACCAGGAGAUCGUGAUGCUGUGACUCUAGGUGUUUUCUAACAGUGUGACAAGGAAGACUCACCCUCUUCCUAUCGAAGAGAGAACAGUUUUGGAGGGGAGCAGUGGGACAAAAACAGAAAUUCUCAUUUGCAUUGUGAAAUGUGAAAAUAAAACUGUAAACUCUGUUAGCUAAAAAUGUGUUCCCUUUCUCUCCCUUCUGUGUUUGUUAAUUACAAAAGAGAUGAACUACUUCAAAA
This is a messenger RNA of Phyllostomus discolor (pale spear-nosed bat), 825 nucleotides long. RefSeq names its product U1 small nuclear ribonucleoprotein C-like. Bases 59 to 538 code for a protein of 159 amino acids. Gene Ontology annotation, cellular component: nucleus; U1 snRNP. Gene Ontology annotation, biological process: spliceosomal snRNP assembly; mRNA splicing, via spliceosome; mRNA 5'-splice site recognition. The transcript has a single exon. NCBI's taxonomy places the organism in Eukaryota, Metazoa, Chordata, Mammalia, Chiroptera, Phyllostomidae. The record is from RefSeq and is a predicted model, not a curated record. Gene Ontology annotation, molecular function: zinc ion binding; pre-mRNA 5'-splice site binding.